Molecule: messenger RNA, 297 nt
Organism: Podospora anserina S mat+
Lineage: Eukaryota; Fungi; Ascomycota; Sordariomycetes; Sordariales; Podosporaceae
Exons: 2
Coding region: 1-297 (98 amino acids)
Source: RefSeq, a predicted model, not a curated record
AUGGCUCCAACCGUUACUUGGCGUGCGGGCACCGCCCCCCGCAAUCCAGCACAAGCCAAUGGCAUCCUCGCCGCCUGUCAAACAGCAGCUCAAGAUGCUGAAUUUGCAGGUUUUCUCACAAUGGAGAUCUGGACCGGACGGCAUACGAGCCGCAGUGACCGAGCCAACCAUGCCACGACCCGACUCAAGACCGUGAUCCAGACGGCCAACGGGCAACACCAGGUCGCCCACAUCUACCUAGACGCGAACUACACCUACACCGGCCAUGCUCUUUACCCCAACGUCAAGAACGACUGA